Messenger RNA from Hydra vulgaris (swiftwater hydra), 4609 nucleotides. RefSeq names its product rho-associated protein kinase 2. Gene Ontology annotation, molecular function: ATP binding; small GTPase binding; Rho-dependent protein serine/threonine kinase activity. Gene Ontology annotation, cellular component: cytoskeleton; cytoplasm. NCBI's taxonomy places the organism in Eukaryota, Metazoa, Cnidaria, Hydrozoa, Anthoathecata, Hydridae. Gene Ontology annotation, biological process: regulation of cell junction assembly; Rho protein signal transduction; actomyosin structure organization. The record is from RefSeq and is a predicted model, not a curated record.
CUAAAAAAAAAAAACAUGAAGGGAAAAAAUGUCCAAAAUAAGAAACAGUACCGUUUUAAUGGCUUUUACAAGAAACCUUAGUUUAAAAAGCUUUGGUUGUUAUAGAAAUGUUUUAUAAUAGUAGAUUUUGAUAUUUUUUGGAUUGCCGUCAGCUCAGGUUUUUUUUGUAAAACUAAAGAAUAUAUGGUAAAACCUAUAUUAUUUCCAAAAUGACUGGGCUUGAGAAACGUUAUCAAAGUCUAUCUGAAAAGCUAUGUAAACCAACUGAUGAACUAUAUAUCGAAGGGUUAUUAGAUUCUGUCACAUCAUUGUACUAUGAUUGCACGUCAUCUCAUAUCCGCAGUGAAAAAAACUUUGAAAACUUUUUGAAACGCUAUGCUUCUGCUGCAGAAGAAAUUGCAAAAUCUCGUAUCAAUUUAAAAGAUUUUAAUGAGAUUAAAGUCAUAGGUCGUGGUGCAUUUGGAGAAGUUAAGCUGGUGCGUCAUAAAGAAACCAAGCAAGUAUAUGCCAUGAAACUACUUAGUAAAUUUGAAAUGAUUAAAAGGUCUGAAUCAGCUUUUUUCUGGGAAGAGCGUGAUAUUAUGGCACAUGCAAAUUCUGAAUGGAUUAUGGCGAUUCAUUAUGCCUUCCAAGAUGAAAAGUUUUUAUACAUGGUUAUGGAUUAUAUGCCUGGCGGAGAUAUUAUUAACCUUAUGUCUGGUUAUGACAUUCCUGAAAUUUGGGCACGCUUUUACAUAAUGGAGCUGGUGUUAGCUGUUGAUGCUCUUCAUAAAUAUGGUUUUAUUCACAGAGAUAUAAAACCAGACAACAUGUUACUGGAUAAAAAUGGACACUUGAAAUUAGCAGAUUUUGGUACCUGCAUGAGAAUGGACAAAGAUGGUUUGGUACGCUCUGACACUGCAGUCGGAACUCCAGAUUAUAUUUCACCUGAGGUUUUACAAUCUCAAGGAAGUCAAGGUGUUUACGGGCGAGAAUGUGAUUAUUGGUCUGUGGGCAUAGUUUUAUAUGAACUUAUUGUUGGUGAUCCACCAUUUUGUGACGAUUCCUUAAUUGGUACUUAUGGAAAAAUCAUGAAUCACAAAACCUCUCUUCAAUUUCCUGAUUAUAUUGAGAUGUCAAGCAAUUGUAAAAAAUUAAUAUGCGGGUUUUUAACAACAAGAGAUCAACGUCUUGGUAGAAACGGAAUAGAUGACAUAAAAAAUCAAAAGUUUUUUCAAACUGACCUUUGGGACUGGGACAAUAUUCGAAGCACUGUUGCUCCAGUAGUUCAUGAAAUGACCAGUGAUGACGAUACAUCAAAUUUUGAUGAUAUUCCUGAACCAGACUCUAAAACUAGUGAAACAUUUGAGUUAUCAAAGGUGUUUGCAGGCAAUCACUUACCGUUUGUUGGUUUUACUUAUUCCAAGCAUAACAGAAUUAUUGGAGACAAUCAGGAAUGUUCCGAAGAGAAAGAUGAUAAUAAAGAUAAAAUUCAAAACUUGUCAAAUAGAAUUCAAGAAUUAGAGGACCAACUAAAAAAUGAAAGGAACUCUAAGGAUGACUCAGAAAAACUAAUUAAAAAUUUGAAGCUUAAGCAACAAAAAUUAACAACAGAUUGGGAAGAGGAGGUGGAAUCACGUAAAAAAGCAGAAGCUCAAAUAAGAGAUUUAGAAAGAGCAGCAGCCUUAUAUAAACACGAUAUGAGGGAAAACCAACGUAAAGCAGAGUUUGAAGCUGAUGCAAAAAAAAAACUUGAAGCAAAAGUUCAAGAGUUGCAAUCAAAGUUAGACAAUGAAUAUUCUACUAAAGAAGACAGCAAUAAGUUGCAAAAAAAAUUAGCUAUAGUUGAAAAAGAGAAUAAUGAUUUAAAAGAAAAGUUACGAAUAGAAACUGAAGGAAAUUUGAAAUUAAAAAAAAUUGAGAGCGAUUACAGAAAAACCCAAGCAGUUGCAGAUCAUGCUUUUAAAGAUCUAUUAGAAAAAAACAGGUUAUUAGGAAUAGCUAAGAGUAAUAUUGAAAAAGAACUUAUGCAAGCUCAAGUUUCAUUAGAAGCAGAAAUAAGCGCAGUUAAACAUGCUAAUGAUGCUCGGCGAGACUGUGAAAAACAAAAUGCUUUAUUGAAAGAUGAAGUUGAUCAAUUAAGAACAAAAUAUAAAAGUGAUGCCAAUGCCAUGCAAAAAUUACAAGAUGAACUUAUUACUGUUGAAAAAUCAAAAGCUAGUAUUGUAUUUGAGCUUAAACAGCUAAAAGCUAAAUAUGAAAUGGAGAAAACAAACACUGCUAAACAAAUUCGAAAACUGUCUACUGAAAAAAAGGAAAAGAAAUUAUCGGAAAUACAGAUAUUAGAAAAAGAAUCUGCUGAUAUACAGAAAGAAAGAGAAGAAAGAAUUCGUAUUGAAUCAAAAGCAGCAAACCUUGAGCGUCUAAUGAAUGACUUACAAUUAGAUUUAAAAAAUAUUAAACAAAAAAAUGUAAGGUUAGAAGAAGAAUAUCAAGCAAGUCAAAAUAAAAUUGAUAGCUUGAACAGCCUUAUACAAGAAGAGAUUGUCAAGCGAAGUGAUAUUCAAAAUGAAUUAAAUGCAGUUAUGAGUGAUCUAACAACACAAAAAACUAAAGAACAACAACUAAAAUCUGACUGUAACCGAAUACUUGAUGAAAGAAAACAGUUACAAGAAGCAUACAACAAGUUAAAGAGUGCCUCUGCAGCAGAUGAUAUUCAAAUGAAAGAAUUGCAAGAUCAACUAGAAGCUGAACAAUACUUCUCAACUUUAUAUAAAACACAAGUAAGAGAAUUAAAAGAAGAAGUUGAUGAACGAAAAAAAGAAGUGCAAUGUCUUCAAAGUGAUAUUCAAAUGGUAACAGAAGAACGAGACUCUCUUUCAGCUCAACUUGAGUUAGCAUUAGCAAAAGCUGAAUCGGAAGAAUUAGCAAGAUCAAUUGCAGAGGAGCAAAUAUCUGAUCUUGAGAAAGAAAAGACAAUGCUUGAACUUGAAAUCAAAGAAUUACUUGCUAAAAAUAAAGCUGAUAAUUUAGAAAAGUUGAAUCAGUUACAAGAAGCUAAUGAAAGAAUUCGAACAUUGGAAUCUGAACUCCAGGAUGAGGUUCAAAAAAGAUUAGAAAGCAUAGAGCAAAUAAAAAGCGCUGAUGAAGAAGCAAAAUUGAAAGCAAAAGAUGAUGAAGUUGAAGCAUUGAAAAAAGCUGUUAAGCAAGAACAAACAUUAAAGAUACAAGCUGUUAAUAAACUGGCAGAAAUCAUUCAAAGAAAAGAUGUUAGUGGAGGUUCAAAAGGAAAAGGAAACAAAGUACCUUCAUCAGAGUUAAAGAAAAAAGAGAAAGAAAACAAAAAACUUCAAUUGUUGUUACAGCAGGAAAAAGAAAAGUACCAAAGUACAUUUAGCAAACUUCAGAGUCAAAACAUAGAAUUGAAUAAGGAAUUGGAGAAGCUUAAAGAAUCAUUAACUAAAGUUAUGAUGGAGCUUGAUUCCAAAGGCAUGGUCAUUGAACAACUUCAAGAAGAAAAUAAAAAUGUAAAUAAAGAAUUAGAAAGCUUACGAGCUUUAGUUCCAGUUGAUUUAGAUCCCAUGAUUACACAACAAGUAUCUGUCAAGUUAGAAGGUUGGUUAUCUAUUCCAGAGAAAAAGUUAAAACGCAAGUUUGAAUGGAAGAAACAAUAUGUAGUUGUAAGCCGGCAAAAAAUAUUUUUCUUUAAUAAUGAACAAGACAAAGCAACUAAUACACCUUCUAUGAUCUUAGAUAUUGGAAAACUUUUUCAUGUUCGAUCAGUAACUCAGGGCGAUGUAAUGAGAGUUGAUGUAAAAGACAUACCCAAAAUAUUUCAGAUAUUGUAUGCAAAUGAAGGUGAAAGUAAAAAUCCUGAAGAAAAAGCAGAAAUAGAUCUAGCUGAGGAUAAAGCUGCUUUUAUCAUUCCAUUUAAAGAUCAUCAGUUUGUUGUCAUGCACUAUCAUAUGCCAAAUGCAUGUGAUAUGUGUCAAAGACAGAUGUGGCAUAUGAUUAAACCACCACCAGCUGUCGAAUGUCGAAGAUGUCGUGUAAAAUGUCAUAAGGAUCAUGUAGACCGAGAAGAAGAUGUCAUUCAACCAUGCAAAGUAACUGUUGAUCUUGCUACUGCCAAAGAUUUACUAAUACUUGCUAAUGAUGUUGACGAGCAAAAACAAUGGGUACAAGAACUAUCUAAAAAAAUUAUUCGCAAGGAUGUUGGAGCUAUAAAAAAGAAAAGCACUGAUGUUACCACUAAUGUAAUAUCUCGAACGCAGUCGACAAAAUCAUUUAAAGGGAAAGAUAAAACCCCUAAUCGAUCAGUAUCUGUUACGUCUGGAACUCAACUGGGCCAAAUGAAAGAUUUACCCGAAUGAAUUGGAAUAAAUUGAAUGAUCUUUUGUUGGUUUGCGUAGAUGUGCAGAAAACUUGAAUUUAAAAUAAAUUCCUUGUUUGUCUGUUCGGUAGUCGAGUCGUUAGCGUGUAUGCCAUUCAAUAAGACCAUAACUUAUAGUGCUUAUUAUCUUUCAUCGAUUGCUUACCUCGAUUAAUUAUAUGUUUUAAUUGAAAUAAACUAUAAAGCUUACAAUAUUUUAGUUAAAAAGGCUUCAGACCUGAUGAAAGGUGUUGCUUU